Menidia menidia (Atlantic silverside) is the source of this 1329-nucleotide messenger RNA. NCBI's taxonomy places the organism in Eukaryota, Metazoa, Chordata, Actinopteri, Atheriniformes, Atherinopsidae. The record is from the annotation of a GenBank genome assembly.
AUGGAGGGCAUCACCUUUGACACGCGGGCAGAGGAUCUGCGACACGUCUGGAUCCCUCUCACUCUCAAGAUGUCCAUCAGCAAAAGCCAGGGGCUGGAGAUCAGCAGCUGGCCCGAGGCAGAGGAGACCCAAUCACUCGCCUUCUCCCGCCAGCUGAGCGCUGCUGAGGAGGCGGAGGGGGCUUCUCUGUACGACCUGGUGGUCACGGUGCCCCACAUCCUGGAUGCUCGCACGGGAGGAAACCUGGUGGCCCACAUCAAAGUGGGUGAGACCUACCACCAAAGAAAGGAGGGAGUCACACACCAGCAGUGGUAUCUCUUCAACGAUUUUUUGAUAGAACCAAUCGACAAGGCGGAAGCCGCGCAGUUCGACGUGGGCUGGAAAGUUCCAGCCAUCCUGUAUUACGCCAAGAGGAACUACCACCCCAGAUACGACCUCCGGAUUAAAAAUCCCAUCGACGCCAGCGUGCUUCUGACCGAAGCCUCGCUGGCCCGGAAGCAGAGGAAGAGUCACGCCACCUUCAUCCCCCUCAUGGUCAGCGAGAUGCCGCAGGCCGGCGAUCUGGUGGGGCUGGACGCCGAGUUUGUCACACUCAAUCAGGAAGAGGCCGAGCUGCGCAGCGACGGCACCAAGUCCACCAUAAAGCCCAGCCAGAUGUCCGUGGCCAGGAUCACCUGCGUCCGAGGCCAGGGCUCCAACGACGGCGUCCCCUUCAUCGACGACUACAUCUCCACUCAGGAGCAGGUGGUGGACUAUUUGACUCAGUAUUCCGGCAUCAAACCCGGAGACCUGGACGCCAAAAUCUCCUCCAAGCACCUGACCACCCUGAAGUCCACCUACCUGAAGCUGCGCUUCCUCAUCGACACGGGCGUCCGCUUUGUCGGCCACGGCCUCCAAAAGGACUUCCGGGUCAUUAAUUUACUGGUGCCCAAGGACCAGGUCAUCGACACCGUCUACCUGUUCCACCUGCCCCGCAAGAGGAUGAUCUCUCUGAGGUUCCUCGCUUGGUAUUUUCUGGACCUCAACAUACAGGGGGAAACCCACGACAGCAUAGAGGACGCGCGCACGGCCCUGCAGCUGCACAAGAAGUUCCAGGAGCUGAGUCGCGGCGGCGGGAACGACGAGGUCAGGAAGGUGCUGAAGGGGCUCUACGAAAAAGGCCGGCAGCUGGACUGGAAAGUACCCGAUUCGGAGGCAGGAGACGGUCAAGGCGGCACCAAAAGUACGCCGAGACAGAGCUGGACGGAGGCCCGAGUUUGCAUCACAGAUGGGUGGACCCCACAGGCCGGUGGACUGACCACGCUUUCCUUCCUCCCACAGGAAGUGUAA